Symbiodinium necroappetens is the source of this 1512-nucleotide messenger RNA. The record is from the annotation of a GenBank genome assembly. Lineage: Eukaryota; Dinophyceae; Suessiales; Symbiodiniaceae.
AUGCAAGAGGAUGCCUUCUACCUGAGGAGUGAGCUGCCGCCGGAGCUGGCAGGCGGCGAACCCCGAAGGGAGCAGGUGGUGGAUAAGCGGGUCGAGUUCGAGGUUCGGGUGAUGCCAGAUGGCAAAGUCCGAGCGGAGAGGAUCGUCUUCCUGCGGGGCCCGGGACCACCGGGCCCGCCACCGGCUCCCAUGGCUCCCAUGGCUCCCAUGGCACCGCUUCCAGGACCCUUUCGAGAAGGCCGAAUUCGGAACUUCUACCCAUCCAAGGGCUAUGGCUUCAUCGAAGUGCCGAUGGGUCCAGAUGUCUUUUUCCUGCCUAGUGCUUUGCCAAAGGACCUCCUGGACUCAAGGCAGCCCUUGGAAGGCCUGGAGAUCUCCUUUGAGCCGAGCACCAGCGAGGAAGGAAAGCCGAGGGCCAGGAACAUCCGGCCGAUUGGGCAUCGCGGGGGCCCGCCGAAUCAGAGGCCGGGUUACCAUUUUUUUUAUUCGAAUCCCGCCCUUAGCCAGUGCUUGCACUGGAAGUUCGGCUCGAAGUUUAUGGCGCCGGCACCCACAUCUCCCAUCACCAGGGCCAGUGUCGACACGAUCAUCUUCGUGGAUGUUGACGGUGUGCUCAACGUUGGAAUCCAAGACGACGACAAACCUCCUCUGCUUUUCCGUGAUGAGGAUGUCUACACUGCGCUGCGGCUCGCCAAAAAGGGCUACAACGGCCCCGAGGCAAGCUGCGUGGAGAAGCUAAGCGCCCUAGCCGAACACCAGGUUGGAUUCAAGGAGAAUGGCACCUACGACAAGCUGAUGACCCGUAGCGGUGCUGAGUUGACCGAUCUUCUGGUCCAGCGACUGGCAAAGCUCAUCGCGCUGGCGGGCCCAAACACCAAGGUCGUGCUCUCGUCAAGCUGGCGCAGGCCGCACCACCGAACCCGCCGCCGACAGUUGGAGGAGUCUCUGGCACAGCACCUGGGCAAAUCGUUCCGCUUCCAUUCCGUCACGGCUUUGUACCGUGAGGAAAAGACGGCGGCUGAUCGCCUGGAGACUGUUGGCGACUACCUCGCCGAAUUCUGCCAUCGCCGCGAUGAUGUGACCAGCUUGCGAGUUGUGAUGCUGGAGGAUUUCUUCAUCACGCCAUUGGACGGAUGGAAGCUCAAAGGCCGGGCCAUCAAGAACCCGAGCGACGCUGAACGCUACCUGGACAGCCGUGCCCGCAGCAUGUCACCAGCUCUGAGCGUCCAGUCGAAGCUCUGCCAUUGCUAUGACCACGUGAAGACUAGCAGCGGACUGCGAAUGCAGGUGGGCACGGGCUUCACGCAACAGCUGUUUGAAGAGGCCAGUGCCUUCCUUGACCGCGAGAAGCAGGAGGAAUCGGCUGAAACGAACCAAGGCGAGCAGGAGCAGAACUUCCUGCCAUCCCUUGUGCAGCGUGUGGUGCCAGAGGCCAAAGUGGAGGAGCCCAGCAUCAUGCAGAUCAUUUCAGCCUUUGUCCCUCCAGUCAGCUCAAUGGUCAGGGCCUUUUGA